Molecule: messenger RNA, 3902 nt
Organism: Dermacentor silvarum
Lineage: Eukaryota; Metazoa; Arthropoda; Arachnida; Ixodida; Ixodidae
Product: E3 ubiquitin-protein ligase Arkadia-like
Exons: 17
Coding region: 344-3613 (1089 amino acids)
Source: RefSeq, a predicted model, not a curated record
GCCUCUGUAGAUUGCCUACUAAGCCGGUGCAGGGCCCGUUCUAGUUCGCUGUACCCGCGCUACGCCUGUAGAUCGUGAAUCACGUAGAUUGCCUCGGCUUCGCGAAGCGAUAUUCAAUGCGCCUUGCCUAGGGUGACGCUUUUAGCCGCUCUGUCCGCCACCCCUGUUGUCUGUGGCGGUGCUUCGCUAAUGGUUGUUUGCGUUGGUGUUCGAACAGCGGUUAGAAAGACGCAGCCGACCGCAAAAUUGCUUGCCUGACCGCGCGCAUUUUUUUGCUUCGUCGCAGCUGCGUUGGUUGGGUCAGCUUAGCGUUUCCGUCUGUGGAAGCCACGCUGUGCAGGUUAUGGAGGACCAGCUUCUGUCUCCAGGUAGUCAGACUGCCCAAUGGAGCCAUUCCUCGGGCCUCGUCAAGGGCCAACCAAAGGUCGCCCAAGAAGUGGUUCCUGAAGAAAGCCCACCACCUUCACUGUCGUCCAUAUUUGAGACUGCGUUUGGUGCCACUGUGACGCAGUCGUCGGCUGAACUGCCAAAUGUUCCCGAGAUGCCCAUUGAAUGUGGCUCUCCUCUCUUUGCCUCUGCCGACGAAGAUGCCGACAGUGCAUCCAGUCGGCUAGACCACGGAAGUCUCCGUGGCAGCCGCUGUAACUAUCGCCGUGCCACCCCUCCGCCACCGGCAGUUCCCCCGUACUCCCCUUACACCCCACCUCCAGCACCACAGCAGUUUUCGCCCUUCUCUACGCCCCCUUCUCACCCGCUCCUUUCCCUGACCGAUCUUCGCAUGGAUCUGCGGCUAGCCCCGAGAAGCGGUAGCGCAACGGCUUUCUUGUCCGCUGCAAAUGUUGCUCCUCAGAACCGGGAAUGGCAUCCAAGCAGCAUUGUCACGCCGGGCAUUGUCUCGACCACUGUUUACUCCUCGAGUGUGGUUUCUCCGGACGUUGCCUCGCCCUGUCUGGUGUCUGCGGGGGGCCUUGAGAGUGCCGAGGCGCGCCACCGCAAGCGGGUGCUCAGCGAGGGUGAGAGCAGCCACUGCAAGAAGGAGAAGCCGCGCAAGAUGUACCCUCAGGUGCCCGCAUCAUACGCUGCCUCCGCGUCGUCGUGCCGAAAGGUUGACAGUCGCAGGCGCAGCUCCGAGAGCGAAGACGGCGCGUCUGGUGGCAGGCACGGGGAGAGGUGUGGCUCUGAGCAGAGAAGCAGCUGCAUGUCGCCGUCGCCCAGCACAGAAACAGCGGCCGGGGCAGCUCAGCAGGGUGGAGCUUGCAGAAGGGUUACGAAGGCGUCAUCUGAAAGUGACAGUGAUGCAGACAUAAUUGUCACCCCACCCAGGCCCCGGUCUGCCCAUCAGUCUCGGCCACUGUCGCAGGAUGCUCGCAGCCAAGAUCACAGUUAUUUGGAAAAUCGGCCGGUUAGGGAGCAUCGGAGCCACCGUAGGGGGUCGUCGAGGGCUCAGCCGAGUACAUCUCAGGGUGCUGAGGGAGGCCAACUUGAGGCUGGGCAGCUAGGGCCGGACUGCCUCUGGCCUUCGGCGCCUGAUCUCCAGCUGGAUUGCCUCAUCAGUGAUGAUGAUGAUGAUAGUAGCAGUGUGGAGCUCGUCAGUGUGGAGCUUCCCAGGAACUACCGUCGGCCAGCCUCGCGUCAGACACUUGGCAGUGGCGGCGGACACCCCUCCACUUCUGGUUCGAGCCACGGUGGCGCUUGUGAUUUGUCGCGUCAUGCGCCGCGGCGGUCCCCACUGUCGAGAGGACCGCCAGAGGACUCGUCGGUGCUGCACACAGCUGCCGGCAGCAGUCGUGGGCUUUCUCGUCACGGUGCCGCAGCUGCUGCAUUUGUGGACCUGACGCAGUCGGAUGAAGAGAGUGGCGCUGCCGCAAAUGGCAGUGCCAACGAUGGGGCUGGUCUCCCCAGGAGUGGACGAGGAUCGCCUGUGUUGCCAACGUUUUCCUCGGCGCCAUCUUCUACGUUGCACUUCGGGCACGUGAACCCUAUACAUCCCUGUGGCGAACGUCCCCUCCCACCUGGCAGGGAGCAGUGCUUUGUCCGUGUGCACAGGGGCCUCCCUUCGUGUCCACUGCCGCCAUCGGGGGGUAGCCGGCUGCUCCCGAGCCACAUGCAUGGCUACCCUUCCCAGCCGUACGGGGUGACCCCACAGCCUCCCACUUCUUCCAGCCUGGUCUCUGGCUUUGCUAGCUGCCGGUUUCAUGGGAGUGCUGCUCCUGCAGAAACGCUGCCGCAGCAUGUCCACUGCAAUGUCGUUGAAAAUAGUGACUCCUGUGCACGGACCAUGGGUACUGCGGCGCCCAGUGCUGAGCCUUGCAGAAGCUAUGGAGGCUGCUUUAGCCAUGCAGGGCCAUCCAACAUGGUGAUGGGUCACACUCACGUGUACCCAGCAACUGCAAGCUCCCACGUCACCUACCUGGCUCCACCAAAUCCUCCUCCACCUCUGAACGCGGGUGUGGGCCCUGGCCUGAACCUGGGGCUGGGACAGCCGAGCUCGCCGUACCAGGCAUUCACCCCCAUGGCGACUGCCGCCCACUUUGAGAUUCCUACUCCCUCCUCGGCCGCCGUGUUCGCUCGCAUGAACCCAACGCACUCCAGGAUCUGGCAGAGUCAGCAGAGAGUGCAAGAGAUGCAGAGGCGGUGCAUGUACCAACACACCCUGUACAUGCAAAGGCAGCAAGAGGCGCUCGCCCUGCAGCGCAUGAUGGAAGCCCAGCGGGCAGCUGCAGGGCUGGCGGCAGGUGCUGCCGCCGCUGUUGCUGCAGCCGCAGCUGCUGUUGCAGCCCCUCCUAUUCCCGCGGCACCACCGGCACCGCCCGAGAGCCUGUACGUGUGCGCCAGUGCGGAGCGGGGGGGACUCCUGGUGGCACAGAGCACGAGGGAUGCAGCGCUGGCUCCCCAGGCUGUCCCCGAGGGCAGCGGCCGGGGGGCGGCCUCCUCGUCUGCGGAAAGCAGUGGUGGAUGCCAGGCGACACUGAGUCCACCCCCGGUGCAGGUGGCUAGUGAGGCGGUUGUGCUGGACCCCAGUGUUCAGGCCGAGGUGGUCAUCGCAUCCCCCACCGGUGCCGGAGAGGCAAGUGGGGGCCAUGCUCACCUGCAUCACCACAUCCACCAGCACCACUACCACCACCCACCGACACCACCGCAGAUCCACUCUUUCUCGCCCCUUACCUUGGCCCUGCCACCUAGUGUGGCGGCUGUCUCGCAGAGGUUCCCUGACCUGUAUGCCAUUUCGGCGCUGUCUGAUAUUCCUCAGUACGUCUCGCUGCCCCAUUACAUGCCGCUGCUCUCAAGGCAUGUUCAGGAAACCAUGAGGUUGUUUGAGCAUCGUCGCAUGGUAGUGAACCGUGGGGCUUCACAGAACACUAUUGAGCGAAACACGUUUCCUCACAAAUACAAAAAGAUUCCACGAAGCGGUGGUGACAGUGAGGACAACGUGGAGAAGUGCACCAUCUGCCUGAGUGAGUUCGAGGACAACGAAGAAGUCAGGCGUCUGCCGUGCAUGCACCUGUUCCACAUUGUCUGCGUGGACCAGUGGCUGACGACCAACAAGCGCUGCCCAAUCUGCCGCGUGGACAUCGAGGAGCACCUAAAGGACUUUGGCAUUUCCUCGUCAUGAUGCUGUCCUUCCGUCACAUGCUGUGGUGCCCAUGGCUGCUGCUGUCCAGAGCAGAAGCUGCAGGCGCGGCCACACGCGUCUCUGAGUGGCCUUUCCUCGUGUGACCACCCUGUGCUGUGUUUUUUAUAUCUCCAUCUCAAAUAAGAAUAAUGUUUCGUUUGUUGACAGACUUUUUUUUUUCUUUUUUUUGGGGGGGGGGGGGGCUCAUCCCCUUGUACCACGUUGAACUACUGUGCAGUGGCUCUGCUGACAAUGCUAGUCUGUUCUUCCGUUAAGGGACCUUGACUCU